AUGUCGCGCACUCCGAAAGCGCCUCGCUGCGUUGGCAGCCCGUCCUUCGCCCCAGAUAAAGUCAUCGAGGAUGCUCCAAGACUCCAGCAAGCCCGCGAGCUGUUGGCAGCAAACGACCUAUACAACGCCAGCCGUGUCCUGCUUAGCCUUCCCGAGAGGGACUCCUUUACGUACCAUGCUAUGACAAGUGUCAAGCUGGCCGAGGUGCAGCACGUUGUCGGACUGGGCGGCGUCAAUAAUCUGCACGCUUGGUAUCGUGACGAGGACGGCACAGCUAGAGAGCCGCCGCCGCUACCAGAUAUCGAGGCGUACAUCUCCAUCUUCAGCCCCUCAACGGCCACGGCGUCUGCUCUCAAAAACUUUGAGACCAACGCAAAGAAGACGUCGAUCCGGUCCGAGGCCGCGCGGCACUUGGCAGAGAAGCGCUACGUACACCCGGCAUUGGCCUCACAGCUAACCAUUCCCAAGUCCAAGCAGCCGCCCAGCCAGAACCCGUACUUUGACUUUUGGGCGUGGUCGUGCCGCAAUCUGGAGUGGUGCGGGCCGUGCGCUUCGUCUGAGCGGGUGGCAACGAGCCACCAUGUGCUCCCUAUUUUCAUGCACCACUUUGGCUGUGCAACACCGUCACACGAGAGCCUGGCAAUGUUGAGACUGCUGGCGGAUGGCCGAGCGGUUGCGGAUAUGGGCUCGGGUAAUGGGUACUGGACGUUUCUGCUUCGGCGGUACGGCCUGACGGUCUAUCCAGUGGAUAACAUGCAGAGCGAGUGGAGGGUCAAUUGGGUUGACGACACCGUCAUCAUGGACGGCGUCCAGUGGCUACGAAAGAACGACAACGGCAAAGAUUUGGUCCUGCUGCUCGUCUACCCCGUUGUCGGAGGAGGCAUCGGGGGAGGCACCGAAGGUAGCUUUACCAGGGGUCUUGUCAAUGCCUUCCAAGGAGACACAAUUGCGGUUGUUGGAACACAAAAUGGCAAUGGAUACACAGGCUUUAAGAGCAUGACAAUGGACGUGUUUAUGGAGCAAGAGCACCCAGAGUGGACCAAGGUGGUACAGAUUCCCCUGCCAAGCUUUGCGGGCAAGGAUGAAGCAUUGUACGUCUUUCAGAGAGGCGGCAGAGCGCCCAACGAAUCAAGUUGA
Molecule: messenger RNA, 1137 nt
Organism: Trichoderma breve
Lineage: Eukaryota; Fungi; Ascomycota; Sordariomycetes; Hypocreales; Hypocreaceae
Exons: 2
Coding region: 1-1137 (378 amino acids)
Source: RefSeq, a predicted model, not a curated record